Messenger RNA from Colletotrichum phormii, 1542 nucleotides. Its product is annotated as Tannase/feruloyl esterase. The transcript is spliced from 3 exons. The record is from RefSeq and is a predicted model, not a curated record. NCBI's taxonomy places the organism in Eukaryota, Fungi, Ascomycota, Sordariomycetes, Glomerellales, Glomerellaceae. The coding region runs from base 1 to 1542 and encodes 513 amino acids.
AUGUCUGCACUAUCUUGCGUCCCCGCCACGUUUGGGAAUGUCUCAUUGUUCGGGGCGGAGAUCCUUUCUCUACAGACAAACCUUGUCACCAAUUACACCAUCUCUGUCCCUUCUUCUGUUCGCUUCACGCAGCCGUCAAUUGAAGUGCAGAACGCGAGCUUUUGCAACAUCACGGUAACCUACACGCACCCGGGUCAAGGUGAUAUCAUCACCUUCGAAUCUUGGCUUCCCACAGAGGGAUGGAAUGGGCGUCUCCAGGCUGUCGGAGGUGGGGGUUGGGUUGCGGGUCGAAGCGACCCCUUUUUUAGCGCCAUGGGCGGAGCAGUAGGAGACGGUUAUGCGACGAUUACAACUGACGCUGGGCUGGGAAACUCUUUGGACGCAAGUUCUUGGGCACUCCUCAGUCCCGGGAAUGUCAACCUCUACAACUUGCAGAACCUUGCGUCUGUGUCUCUCGAUGACGGCGCAGUCAUUGGAAAGUCUCUCAUCCAGUCUUACUACGGUCGCGAGCCAGACUACUCCUAUUGGAAUGGCUGCUCCCAGGGUGGCCGGCAAGGACUCAUGCUGGCGCAACGCUAUCCAACACAGUAUGAUGGCAUUGCCGCGGGUGCUCCAGGCAUUCAAUGGACCGAUUUCUUUCCCAGCAUGCUGUGGCCUCAGCAAUUCAUGGACAUAAUAGGGCAGUACCCUCAUGCUUGCGAACUCACGGCCAUAACGGCGGCCGCAGUCUCUGCGUGUGAUGAUCUAGACGGUGUGAAAGACGGUAUCAUUGAAGAAGUCGAUGCUUGUCUAGAUGCCUUCAAUCCAUUCGAUAUAGUGGGUCGAGACAUCAACUGUACGGGGGCACCUACAAUUAGUUAUGCUGCAGCAGCUGUCGUCAACGCUACAUGGCAGGGAAUGCGUGAUUCUCAGGGCGUGCAGCUGUGGCCUGGACUGAACCCUGAUACCGACCUGACUGUCGGCGUCGCGGCAACAAUUUGUACUACAGAGCCCUGCAGAGGAGUCCCUUUGUCCAUCGCUACGCAAUGGCUUUCGCUAUUUGUCGCAAGGGAUCCAGACAUUGACCUUUCCAACCUCAGCCAUGUCGAGUUCGACUGGCUGGCACACCAGGGGCGGCAAAGGUACAACUCAAUUAUUGGCACUGAUGACCCUGAUCUCUCUGCUUUCCGCGAUGCAGGAGGCAAGCUCAUUACCUUUCACGGCCUUGUUGACGAGCUUCUUCCUCCGAAGGGAAGCAUUAAGUACUACAACACAGUCUCUGAUCUCAUUCCGGGAGUUCACGACUUCUAUCGCCACUUCGAGGUACCCGGCAUGGGCCAUUGCUCUGGAGGGAGAAGCGGAGAGCCAAUUAGUCUGUUUGAUCAACUACGCGCGUGGGUAGAGAACGGCACAGCACCAGACCACACACCAUUCAAAGUCACGAUCUCAGGAGGAGACGUACAGGACCGCAUCUUAUGUCCAUACCCACAGAAGGCUGUUGUUGAUCCAACCUGUGAUAGGACGCUAGGAACACAAUGCUGGUCAUGUGGAGGCAAUUUGUAG